This is a messenger RNA of Neltuma alba, 441 nucleotides long. RefSeq names its product protein EXORDIUM-like 3. NCBI's taxonomy places the organism in Eukaryota, Viridiplantae, Streptophyta, Magnoliopsida, Fabales, Fabaceae. Bases 1 to 441 code for a protein of 146 amino acids. The record is from RefSeq and is a predicted model, not a curated record. The transcript has a single exon.
AUGACGCCUGCUUCCCUCACCAUCCUUCUCGCUCUCGCCCUCCUCCUCCCCACCGCCAAAGCCACCUCCAUUGCCGUCGAAAGGCACGUCCCUCCCCUCGCUUACAAUGACGGCGAUAUCCUCACCAGCAACAUCAACAUCGCCAUUUUGUGGUAUGGCAACGUCACUACGGUGCAGAAGAACAAGAUCCUGGCCUUCCUCAAGUCCAUCAACGCAAAAAGCGCGCCCCAGCUCAAUGUCAACUCCUGGUGGAGGGUUGUGGAGAGCGACCAAACCUUUGCCAGAAAAAUACCGAGUCCCAUGCCAGUGAAAGUCAUGGCCCAGAAGGAAGACCCCAGCUACUCGCAGGGCAAAGUCUUGAUCAUGGCACUGAUCCCCGGCCUCACCGGCGGCAACAACAACCUUCUCGCCUUCAUCGUUGCUUCCGACAGCGUCACUUGA